AUGAUAUUCCAGAGUGAAGAAGUAACAGAGACAUCUGCCAAAAAUAGGAACAGCGGACUACAGAUCAGUGAUGAUGGUGAUAGAAGCACUGGAGAAUAUAACUCAGAAGAGUGGCUGAACCUUAGCCUUGGCAGAAGUGAGGCGUUCGUGGCUGGAGACAAGGAUUUCCAAUCAAAAUCUGCUACCAGCAAGGAGUUCAUGUGCAACUUCUGCAUGAGGAAGUUCUUCAGCUCACAAGCACUGGGCGGCCACCAGAAUGCACACAAGAGGGAGAGAGGUGCAUUCAAGAGGUUUCAAUCUCUGAGGAUGAUGGCUGCCUUUGGGUUGGCCCCUAGUAGCCCAAUAGCCCACUCACUUGGUGUUCAGCCUCACUCAUUCGUCCAUAAACACAGCAGAAAAGGGACGGCUGUAGGAAGAUUUACUGAUGCAGACAGGGGGUUCCGGGCAUCAGGGACUGCAUUUGAGCUUGAAGAAGCAAUGGAUUUGAAAUGGCCAGGAAGCUUUUACAUAGACUUGGAAAAGCCUGAACAGCCAUUGGAACUGCCAAAGCUGGACUUAAAUCUUCGACUUUGA
Malania oleifera is the source of this 573-nucleotide messenger RNA. Its product is annotated as zinc finger protein 7-like. Bases 1 to 573 code for a protein of 190 amino acids. NCBI's taxonomy places the organism in Eukaryota, Viridiplantae, Streptophyta, Magnoliopsida, Santalales, Ximeniaceae. The transcript has a single exon. The record is from RefSeq and is a predicted model, not a curated record.